Molecule: messenger RNA, 1299 nt
Organism: Bombus pascuorum
Lineage: Eukaryota; Metazoa; Arthropoda; Insecta; Hymenoptera; Apidae
Gene: Prdm13
Product: PR domain zinc finger protein 13
Exons: 4
Coding region: 1-1299 (432 amino acids)
Cellular component (GO): nucleus
Source: RefSeq, a predicted model, not a curated record
AUGAACACUGAAGCGUACAAGAAAAUCGCCUUAUCCCAAAGAUAUUUAAUCAAACCUAUCGUCAGAGCUGCUGGACUCAUUGGAAAGGAUUGUUCAACGGAAAUUGUUGAUGUAAAAAAAUUGUCUCAGGUUAUUAUAUCGGGAAUACAGUAUGUUGAAAUCGUCGAAAUGGAAGGUCGCUUAACUUGCAUAGACAAACUCGUGAGCACUCCUCGCUGGUUAAAAGUCGUCGAACUUGCAAACGACUGUCAGGCCUGCAACGUGCUUUUGAUGACUACCGCCGAGGGUGUAGUACUGAAAACGAUAAGGGACAUAAUUCCCGGUGAACCACUACUGAUGUGGUUUACCGAAAAUAUUCUCGCUAUAUUGAAUAUACCAUUCCUGACACCAUCUAACAUACAAGAUCAGAAUCGCUACAUUUGUCACAUAUGCAACAACUUGUUUGAGUUCCCAAAUCCUUUGAAGAUACAUUUAGCCCUAAAGUGUAAUCGACUGGACAGUGAUCAUCUUUGGUCCAUGCUAACCAAAGAGUUUAGCUCGUUACCGAGGCCAAGCACCUUGUCUCUCAACCUGUUCCCCAAUCCGACUUUCAAAUUCGAACUGACCACAUUGCCGACAGCUCCGCCUACCAGGAUAUCACCGAUAUCAUUGAAAACCACGAAUAAUACCGUUCCUCUUGCAACUAGAAACUCAUCGGAGUCUUCCGAUCAUGCCUCUCCAUCCUCUUCCAAUCCGCCGUCUCUCAAUCCUUCAUCCACGGAAAUUCCACCAAACAUGUCGACACGAAUGUCAUCUACAACGAAAGACACUCUUCAUCGACAGUCUGCUUUCCAGCCAUACUUAAAUAGAAGCAAUGUCUUUAAGAAGAUCUAUCCACUAACAAGGAACGAGAAUGUUUUAACGCCCUACAAUGUUCAAACGACCACCCCACCGAUCGCGACUGACGUCCAUGCAGCGCAAGUGGAAACGAUAGUCAGCAAUCUCGGUAAAUCGAAGCAAGGACACCUCUGCAUUUAUUGUGGAAAAGUUUACUCGAGAAAAUAUGGUUUAAAAAUCCACAUCAGAACUCAUACCGGUUACAAACCCUUAAAAUGCAAAUAUUGUCUGCGACCAUUCGGAGAUCCUAGCAAUUUGAAUAAACACGUACGGCUACACGCCGAUGGCGAAACACCAUAUAGAUGUGACUUAUGUGGAAAAGUUUUGGUCAGAAGGAGGGAUCUUGAGAGGCAUUUAAAAUCAAGACACCAAGAAGCUAUAAACGAUAGUACAGAUACCUCGUCUGAUGGUACCGACACUUGA